AUGCUCUCUCCUUCUUUUCCGGCUCUGUUUGUUCUUUCUGUCUUUUUCAGCAAUGUCAUGGCCAAGCCUACUACUUGGGCGUUUAGCACCCAAGCCGAUCCAAAAGUAAUUGUUGAGAACAAGGGUUUCACUAGAAAGGUCGCGGAAAUAUUGGGCAAAGACCGAAUCAAGCGCGCGGUCAAAUUAGAUGACGAUUCCAUCCUUAUCGACUACCGUCAUUCCCGCCACUUGACUCCGGGAAAACAUUACAUAUAUGAGGUCGAUCAAAAUGACAAGGCAGCUUAUAAAGCCUAUCUCGACGUCAUGAAGAAAAAAGUCGACGCGAUAAAAUGGACGCCUGACAUGAGACCCCACCACGACGACUUCGAUGCGUCACUAAUCGCGUUUUGCAUUCCCAUACGAUUGGAGAGUAUUUAUAAUUGGAGGGAGCACAGCAGCCGUGAGGCAACUCUGAAUCCCCAUUACAAAGAUCCCCGCAACAUGGCCGAAUCCACUUGGAUCAAUCCUUGUCUUCCUCGUAAGUGUGAAGGACCCCUGCCAAUGCCACGCCACCAAGAUGCUCCACAGGCUGGAGCCGUUCAGGAAACACAAGUUCAAAAUAUCAACUGA
Messenger RNA from Pyricularia oryzae 70-15, 609 nucleotides. RefSeq lists its product as uncharacterized. Lineage: Eukaryota; Fungi; Ascomycota; Sordariomycetes; Magnaporthales; Pyriculariaceae. The coding region runs from base 1 to 609 and encodes 202 amino acids. The transcript has a single exon. The record is from RefSeq and is a predicted model, not a curated record.